GGUUCCGGAAAGAUAUGCUUGAAGCUCUGGGAGUUUUCUAUGAAUAUUCAAGAAGAGGUGGGAUGUACAUAAACUCUUGCUUCACUCAUUGUCAAAGUGAGACACAAGAUACCUGGUUUGCAGUUGACUCUCCUCGAAUAAACAACAAGACAAUUGCACAGGCAGUUGGCGAUUGGUACUUUAGUAGAAACGUGAGCAAGGAGAUUGAUUGUGCAUAUCCUUGUGACACUACUUGCCACAACAUGAUUUGAUACAGAGAUCUCGUACAUGCUAAUUUUCAGAGGGUAAUUGGAACCCGGAAACUCAGCUAUACACAAUCAUACAGACAAUACUGGUUAUAUACUGCAGAUUGAUUCUUUUAAAAGUGGGAUGCAGGAAGGAGUAGGUGUUCUUUUUAUAAGAUUUUAUAAAUAUAUAUUGCAGAGUAAAAAGCAGUUUUCUUGUAUUCUGAGAGGAGAGAUGUUGGAGAUGCUGAUUAGUCACAUAGAACAAAUAUGUAUAUCACUUUUAGCAAAGAAUAUGAUAAGGAUUCCAUACAACCGAUUCUGAACUUUUAUGUUCAAAUAUCAGGCCAAAGAAAUAUAUUCACUAAUCACUAUGACACUAUUAAUGGACUAAAUAAUUUCAUUG
Molecule: messenger RNA, 630 nt
Organism: Nicotiana tabacum (common tobacco)
Lineage: Eukaryota; Viridiplantae; Streptophyta; Magnoliopsida; Solanales; Solanaceae
Source: RefSeq, a predicted model, not a curated record